Messenger RNA from Sphenostylis stenocarpa, 225 nucleotides. The record is from the annotation of a GenBank genome assembly. NCBI's taxonomy places the organism in Eukaryota, Viridiplantae, Streptophyta, Magnoliopsida, Fabales, Fabaceae.
AUGGCUGAAUAUGACGAUGCUGAUAGAUGUAGUGCUUUGGUAACUCACAUGGAAGAUGCAAGAGUAAUGCGGCCUUGGCUUGAGCUAAAGAUGCUUGAUCUCAAUGAGAUGAUUAUUACGCAACUUAAGAAGCAAGAUGCUUCAUUCCCUAAUGUCACUAAGGGCAUUCUUGUAGCAAUGGCACUUUUUUUAUUGGCAAAGCUGGUUGAUGUCUUCUUGAAGUGA